Molecule: messenger RNA, 2435 nt
Organism: Physella acuta
Lineage: Eukaryota; Metazoa; Mollusca; Gastropoda; Physidae
Product: conserved oligomeric Golgi complex subunit 8-like
Biological process (GO): intra-Golgi vesicle-mediated transport
Cellular component (GO): COG complex
Source: RefSeq, a predicted model, not a curated record
UCGUGGCAUAACUUUCAGCCUUUCGUUGUUUCAAAAUUCUUUUAUUUUCUAUCUAAAAGGUUUUUGUAAGGUUUUUUUUUCUACAAGCUCUAAUACAUUUUGUACGGUAUUUAGACCAUAGCUAAACUAUGCGGAGACAAUGUAAAAUUCCGUAGUUUAGAUUUACCCAAACAAAAAUGGCAGAUGUUAUAGACGUGGAAGAUGAAAAUAUUUUAACUGGUAUCUUUAAAGAUUCCUUUCCAGAAAGCUGGCAUGAGAAUCCAGACUUUGUCCAGUAUUUGGUGGAGCUUAGUUCUUAUGGAGCAGAGAGAUUAUGUCGAGAACCAGAAAGGCUUGCUGAGGAAAAGGCCCAGAUCUUGUCUGAGACACAGGACCUCGCCUUCCAUAACUACACCACAUUUAUACAAACUGCGGAAUGCUCCAAAGAGAUUUUCCAAGAUUUUGAAAUCAUUGAGAAACACUUGGAUGAGCUAAUUAAGAAGUUGCCAGGUUUUUCUAAUGAAUGCAAUCAGGUCAUCAACAAAGCUCAAGACAUCAGCUCAAGUCGGCGUAUGAACACAUUAACAUUGCAGCGACACACCCAGCUUCUGGAAAUCUUAGAGAUGCCCCAGCUGAUGGACACCUGUGUGAGGAAUGGCUACUACGAGGAAGCCUUGGAGCUGGCAGCGCAUGUGAAAAGACUGGAGAAGAAACAUCCCAACAUUCCAGUCAUUGCUAGUAUAGUGCAAGAAGUGAAGGCAUCAACACAGCUGAUGUUGAACCAGCUGAUCCAACAGCUGAGGACCAACCUGCAGCUGCCAGCCUGUCUGAGGGUCAUUGGUUUCCUGCGUCGCAUGGACGUGUUCACAGAGGCCGAGCUCAGGAUCAAGUUCCUACAGGCCAGGGACUCGUGGUUUCAAAAUAUUUUGGAAGCUAUACCUAAAGGGGAUGCGUACACCCACAUCACCAAAACUAUCGAGGUCAGCCGUGUCCACCUGUUUGACAUCAUGACCCAGUUCAGGGCCAUCUUCUCUGACGAGGACCCACUGGUCAGCACUGGACGAGAGGAGGGGAUCAACGAGAGUUUGCUGUUUCACAGCUGGGUGCUGCAAAAGAUUACCCAGUUCCUGCAGAUGCUGGAGACAGACCUACUGGAGGCCGACCUGGCCGAGGGUGUUGGGGGCCGCAUCGACUCCAUCCUGGGCCAGUGUAUGUACUUUGGUCUGUCCUUCAGUCGGGUCGGCUCGGACUUCAGGGGGCUCCUGGCUCCCAUCUUUGAGAAGGCGGCUCUGAGAUACUUCCAGCUGGCCCUACAGGGGGCAAACAAGAGAUUUGAUGAAAACAUGCAGUCCUACAACUUGCUGGGGCUGACCACAACUGGUGGACUACACUAUGGCAUGACAUCAUCACAGAGUGGUCAGCUGUACCCUCCCACCUCCCUGCUAGACUUCUACCCCCUGGCCGCCUAUUGCAACAACGUCCUGAGUGCACUCAAUGACCUCAGGUUGUCCGCUCCCCUCAACCUGGCCUGUAAGGUUGCUGAUGUCUUGCAGAGGUCGUUGAUGGAGGUCAACCAUGUCAUUCUGGCAUUUCACAGGGCUGAAGAAGCAACGUUUAAUGCCAAAGAGAAAGACCAGUUUGAGCAGUUUUGUGCCACCUACGCCACAGAUCUCCUGCCCUACCUGAACAAGUGUCUGCAGUCUCUGUACCCCCCCUCGCAGCUGGCAGGUGCGUUGGGUCUCACUGUGUCGGAGAUGAACAAAAAGGCUUGUAUAGGUGUGGUGGACCUGGCGCCAGUCCUGUCUCAGGUCAGUCAUCUGAUGCCAGCCAUGCCUGCUGCACCCGUAGCUGAGCCGGUCAAGCCAGUCACUUUUUCUUUAGAUGAUUCUGAUGACGAUCAGACUUCCGCUGGUCAAGAUCACCAGACUUCCGCUGGUCAAGAUCUUCAGGCCUCCCCUGGUCAUCAGACCUCUGAUGGUCAAGAUGUUAGUAGCCCCACUGAAGGGGUGGUGGGGGAAGCUGCUACUGGCCAGUUAGUGUCAGCCGAGGGUGGAGCUAAUGCAGAAGUGCCUAUCAGCUCAGGGGGUGGAGCUAACACAGACUUAGCAGUAAUAGACACACCAAUGGCAGGAGUGGGUGGAGCUUCUGUAGAUGUACUGGUACCACCUGGGGGUGCAACAGACACACUGUCACCAGAAGAGGGUGGAGUCAUCCCACCAUUUGCAUCAGACGAGGCUGACGACCUGGUGCCCAACCCCGCCUUGUCACACAUAGCACCGCCCUCCUCACUACCUGGCCAAUCAGAACUCUCCGCCUCUCCACUUGACGGAGACGGAUGGAACAAUGCAGACAUUGAUCUGGAUAACUUAGACACCAUGGAUAACCUUGACACAACAGAAUCCACAGUGGAUCUGGAUCUUCUCCCUUCUCCAGAAAUGGAGGAAAUUAAGUUGUGA